Messenger RNA from Boleophthalmus pectinirostris (great blue-spotted mudskipper), 1901 nucleotides. RefSeq names its product EARP complex and GARP complex interacting protein 1 (gene eipr1). The transcript has 10 exons. Lineage: Eukaryota; Metazoa; Chordata; Actinopteri; Gobiiformes; Gobiidae. The record is from RefSeq and is a predicted model, not a curated record. Bases 140 to 1303 code for a protein of 387 amino acids. Gene Ontology annotation, biological process: protein ubiquitination. Gene Ontology annotation, molecular function: protein binding.
CGCUAGACAUCUGCUUGUUUUCAAAACGCGGAAGUAGAGCACUAUUUUCUGAAGAAAACACAGCUGUGAUAUUUUGAUGCUUGACGUUUUCAGUAGAAAGAAAACCUGUGCAGUAGAGGAAUAAAACAACAGACAGAUCAUGGAGGACGACGCUCCUGUCAUUUAUGGGCUUGAAUUUCAGGCACGAGCUCUCACUGCUCAGACUGCUGAGACUGAUGCCAUUCGUUUUCUUGUUGGAACACAGUCCCUAAAAUUUGACAACCAGAUUCACAUCAUUGACUUUGAUGACGAGAAUAACAUCAUUAAUAAGAAUGUCCUCCUGCACCAAGCUGGGGAGAUAUGGCACAUUGGCGCCAGUCCUGCAGAUAAAGCUGUGCUCACCACCUGCUAUAACAAAACAAGCGACAGCCGGGUAGUGUCCUGUGCAGCCCUGUGGAAGAUGCCCUCAGACUGGGAUGCUGGAAACCACGAGUCGCCUGAUGACUCCGGCCACAACCCCCAAACCCUUGAGUUACUCUGUCACCUUGACGACAACGCCCACGGAAACACAACCUGUGUGCUUUGGGAGCCCAUGGGGGACGGAAAGCGUGUGAUUUCAUUGGCUGAUAACCACGCACUGCUCUGGGACCUGCAGGAGAGCUCCACACAGGCUACAGUGUCGAGCCGUGCCACACUGGAGGGCAAAGGUCAGCUCAAGUUCACCUCGGGAAAAUGGAGUCCGCAUCACAACUGCAGCCAGCUCGCCACCGCCAACGACACGGCCAUCCGCGGCUGGGACUUGCGCAGUAUGAGUCAGAUCUACUGUAUCGAGAACGCCCAUGGACAGCUGGUUCGUGACCUGGACUUCAAUCCGAAUCGGCAGUACUACCUGGCCAGCUGCGGGGACGACUGCAAGGUCAAGUUCUGGGACAUCCGCAACGUCCAGGAGCCGGUCAAGACCCUUGAGGAGCACUCCCACUGGGUGUGGAGUGUCCGCUACAACCACAGUCAUGACCAGUUGGUGUUGACAGCCAGCAGUGACAGUCGGCUCAUCCUCUCCAAUAUGGUGUCAAUCUCCUCGGAGCCAUUCGGACACCUGGUGGAUGACGAGGAGCUCAGUGACGGAGAGGACAACCACCAAGACGACAAGGGUAAAGAGCCCCUAAAGGACAGUGUUGUAUCCACAUACGAGGAGCAUGAGGACAGCGUGUAUGCAGCAGAGUGGUCCUCAGCUGACCCCUGGCUUUUCGCUUCACUCAGCUACGAUGGACGUCUGGUUAUCAACAGGGUCCCACGGGCGCUCAAGUACAGAAUACUGCUGUGAAACAGAUGCAGCUGGCCCUCGCUUCAAGACACGUUUCUCUCUCUGGAGACAAAUGGAGAAAAUGUUAACCUUUCUGUUUGGGUAUCAGCAACUUUAAGACCACCCUGGACACACCGCUGUAGGCUGAUAUACAGAGCUUCUGAUAAAUGCACUUUUCAUAUCACUACUGUAUGUUUUCUUUACAUGUACAUACAUAAAAAUGACCCAUAUGAAAACUGUACCCUUGAAGAAAUACAAAGAUAGAAAUACAAGAUGUGAAAUACAAAAUGUGCCUCCCCAUCGCUCUUUUUAACAGUAGUAGUUGAUUAGUUGAGUAUUUUCUGAUCUAUGUUAUAAUGUUCUUUCCUUUUCAAUUGUGUUUUGUAUGUAUUUGAUGGAAAUCUGUCUAAAUACGAAAUUUUGAGUGGACUUUUCAUUGAGUUAGCUGUAGAUUACUAGCCAAACUUUUAGCUCAGAUCUCUGAGGUUCACGCAGUUAAAAACAAACUAAUUUGGCAGUUUUGUGAGUUAUGGUCUUAUUUUACAUUUACAGUCGUGUGAGUGAACGUGGAACAAAAACAAAAUGUUUCCAAAGAGGCAAUAUUUUACACAAUUACACA